AUGUCUUCUCUGAAGCAAUUCAUCCGCAAUGUUCGAUCGGCCAAAACCAUCGCCGACGAGCGGGCGGUCAUUCAGAAGGAGAGCGCUGCAAUUCGAGCCUCGUUUCGUGAAGAAAGCCAUGACUCGGGCGUCCGGAGGAACAAUGUGGCCAAGCUUCUCUACCUCUUCACCCUCGGCGAACGAACUCAUUUUGGUCAGAUCGAAUGCUUGAAACUUCUUGCGUCUCAUCGGUUUGCCGACAAACGAUUGGGGUAUCUGGGGACAAUGCUUCUGCUCGACGAGAAUCAGGAGGUGCUGACCCUGGUCACCAAUUCCUUACAAAAUGACUUGAGCCAUUCCAAUCAGUACAUCGUCGGUCUCGCCCUAUGUGCGCUCGGCAACAUCGCCUCGGUAGAGAUGUCGCGAGACUUGUUCACCGAAGUGGAGAACCUCAUGUCCACGGCGAACCCCUACAUCCGCCGAAAAGCCGCGAUCUGUGCUAUGCGCAUCUGUCGGAAAGUCCCAGAUCUACAUGAACAUUUCCUGGAAAAGGCCAAAACACUGCUCGGAGAUCGCAACCACGGAGUCCUGCUGUGCGGCCUCACUUUCGCAAUUGACCUUUGUGAGGCGGAGGAAGAUGAGGAAGGCCCAGAGGGUGUCAUUGAGACGUUCAGACCGCUUGCCGGUGGUCUCGUGCGAGCCCUCAAGGGUCUGACCACGUCCGGAUAUGCACCGGAGCACGAUGUAUCGGGUAUCACGGAUCCAUUCCUUCAGGUCAAGAUUCUUCGGUUCUUGCGUGUUCUCGGACGAGGUGAUGCCGCGACCAGUGAAUUGAUCAACGACAUCCUGGCGCAGGUGGCCACCAACACAGAUUCCUCAAAGAAUGUGGGCAAUGCCAUCUUGUACGAGGCUGUGCUCACGAUUCUGGACAUCGAGGCGGACUCCGGAUUGAGGGUGUUGGGUGUGAACAUUCUAGGCAAAUUCUUGUCGAACAAGGACAACAACAUCCGUUACGUCGCUUUGAACACCCUCAACAAAGUCGUCGCCAUUGAACCCAACGCGGUUCAAAGACACCGCAACACAAUUUUGGAAUGCUUGCGGGAUCCCGACAUCAGUAUUCGUCGCCGAGCUUUGGAUCUCAGCUUCAUGUUGAUUAACGAAAGCAAUGUGCGCGUGCUUGUUCGGGAGCUGCUUGCUUUCCUUGAAGUGGCCGACAAUGAGUUCAAGCCGGUCAUGACCACGCAAAUUGGCAUCGCUGCUGAUCGUUUCGCCCCAAAUAAACGCUGGCAUUUGGACACCAUCCUUCGAGUUCUCAAGCUGGCCGGGAACUACGUUAAGGAGCAGAUUCUCUCAUCCUUCGUUCGUUUGAUUGCUACCACCCCCGAGUUACAAACCUACGCUGUCCAAAAACUCUACGCCUCCCUGAAGGAGGACAUUUCCCAGGAAGGCCUGACAAUAGCUGCCACUUGGACUAUUGGAGAGUAUGCCGACAAUUUGCUUCAAGGCGGUCAAUAUGAAGAAGAAGAGCUGGUGAAGGAAGUUCGCGAGAGUGAUAUUGUCGAUUUGCUCACCAACAUUCUGAACAGCACAUAUGCCAACCAGGUUGUAGUGGAGUAUAUCAUCACCGCUACCAUGAAACUCACGACGCGCCUCUCAGAUCCAGCUCAAAUUGAGCGUCUGCGACGACUUCUGACCAGCCGCACUGCCGAUCUGAGUGUUGAGAUUCAACAGCGCGCUGUUGAGUACAGCAAUCUUUUUGGAUUUGAUCAGAUCCGUCGCGGUGUUCUCGAACGCAUGCCUGCGCCCGAGAUCCGUGAAGAGCAGCGUGUGUUGGGUGCACCCGCCAAGAAACGCCAAAGCAAGAUUCUACGCGGAAAGUCUACCAAGCUGUCAAAGCCUGCCGAUCACGACUUGCUCCUAGAUCUCAUGGGUGGUUCUGACGCGCCUGUCACGAGCCCGACAUCAAACGGGUCCAAUACCGCUGAUCUGCUGGCAGAUAUUCUUGGCGGAGGAGACUCGAGCGCAGUGUCACCGGGACCCGCUCCCAGUGUUCAGGCCACGAGCAACAGUGCGAUCAUGGACUUGUUUGGCUCAAGUGCCGCCUCGCCAUCUCCGCAGCCGACUCAGCAAGUUGGCUCCGCGUCAUUGGAUCUGCUCGGAGGUGGUGGCAUGGGUUCGACUGCGCCGCCCUCCAGCGCCACGCCUGCUCCCCAAUCUAGCAGCACGCCUGCGCACAGCGUCUUCAGCAAGGAUGGUCUUGUACUCACGUUACAAGUACAGCGCAGUGGCACCAACGCUCAGCUACUAGCCCGUUUCCGCAACGAUUCCAAUUUCGAGACUUUCACCAAUGUUGGUCUACAAGCCGCCGUACCGAAGAGCCAGCGUUUGCAGCUGAGCGCCAUCAACAAGCCUGACCUUCAAUCCGGCGAGGAAGGCACUCAGACUCUUCGCAUCGCUGCUCUCAAUGGGACCCUUCCACCCAAGCUUCGUCUCCGUCUUCGCGUAUCAUCCACUCGUGAUGGUAACGCAGUCACAGAUCAAGUCGACUGGUCCGAGCCCUGA
This is a messenger RNA of Penicillium diatomitis, 2541 nucleotides long. Its product is annotated as AP-1 complex subunit gamma. NCBI's taxonomy places the organism in Eukaryota, Fungi, Ascomycota, Eurotiomycetes, Eurotiales, Aspergillaceae. The transcript has 5 exons. Gene Ontology annotation, biological process: intracellular protein transport; receptor-mediated endocytosis; Golgi to vacuole transport. The record is from RefSeq and is a predicted model, not a curated record. Gene Ontology annotation, cellular component: AP-1 adaptor complex; Golgi apparatus; membrane coat. Gene Ontology annotation, molecular function: clathrin-cargo adaptor activity. The coding region runs from base 1 to 2541 and encodes 846 amino acids.